Molecule: messenger RNA, 11465 nt
Organism: Labrus mixtus (cuckoo wrasse)
Lineage: Eukaryota; Metazoa; Chordata; Actinopteri; Labriformes; Labridae
Gene: shank3b
Product: SH3 and multiple ankyrin repeat domains 3b
Exons: 28
Coding region: 884-6067 (1727 amino acids)
Cellular component (GO): postsynaptic density; postsynaptic membrane; dendritic spine
Molecular function (GO): synaptic receptor adaptor activity; ionotropic glutamate receptor binding
Source: RefSeq, a predicted model, not a curated record
GAGAGAGGUGUGUUUUCUAACCCACGCAUUGGAGUGGGAGACAACGUGCACACUCUCACGUGCACGCUCACACACACAUCACAGAGAGCGUGUGUCAUGCUAGCAGUGUGUGGGCUGAACCGACCAGCCUUCCACUCAUCCUGCCUCUCCCUCUCUCUCUCUCUCUCUCUCUCUCUCUCCCUCUCUUCUUCCUCUCUCUUUUCGUCUCCAGAUACACCUCCUCCUCCUCCUCCUCUUCUUCUUCUUCUUCUUCUUCUUCUUUUUUUUCCAUCCUCCAUCAUCUUUUCUCCCCCUCCUCUCCUCCUCCUCCUUCUUCUUCUCCUCCUUCCUCCUCUCCUCUCCCCAUCAGUCCUUCCUUUUUCUUUUUCAGUUUACCGUCAUGGAGAACGAGUCGGCGAUCUUUCUGGGAUGGGCAGGGCAGCACCCAGAAUACAAUCUGAAACUCUGAGACCUCUCACUCUGCUGCUGGAUUACUACACAAAAACUACAGUUACACUACAAGAAACUACAAAACCUGUUUACUGUAAGACUUCUUCAUGUACUGCGGAUUCUUCUCAUCCCACCAGAGGAACCACAACACAGUCGGAAAAUACUUCAUCUACUGCAGAAAGAACUCAUUCUCACUUCUGUGUCUGCCCACGGGAUUACAACAACCCAUCGCUGAAAUCCUGCGAGCUGAGGUCAAACCAACCGGACCCUCGAGAACCUGCCGCCUGAGGCUGCACCAGAACCAAAGACAGAAACGGGCCAAACAAGUAUCGGACUAGCAACGCACUCAGGCUCUGUGGAGUGGAUCAGCCCAGGCCAGGCCAGACCAGAAGAGACCAGCAGGAAUCAGUAAAGGCCAUUGGAAAAGUUUGAUGGGACUGCUGACAACUGCCACAUGCCUCUGAGUCCGGCUGCUGACACCAAACAUGAUCGCCCGCGCCAACAGGCGGUUACAAACGGCAACCCCAUUGGCUCUGCUGUCACCAGGGACGACGACGGAGAUGACACGCCCUCCGGAAACAGCAUCGUCGUCCGCAUUGGCAUUCCAGACCUGCAGCAGACGAAGUGUUUGCGGUUGGACCCAGAGUUACCAGUUUGGACCAGUAAGCAGAGGGUUCUGGUGACGUUGACUCAGUCUCUGUCGGAUGUUUUGAACUAUGGUCUCUUCCAGCCGGCGUUCAACGGCCGAGCCGGAAAGUUUCUGGACGAGGAGCGGCUGCUGAAGGAGUAUCCUCUUCCUCCCAUCACGCCCAUCCCAUACCUGGAGUUUCGUUACAAGCGGAGAGUUUACACGCAGAGCUACGUGGACGAUAAACAGCUGGCCAAGCUACACACCAAGGCCAACCUGAAGCGCUUCAUGGAGCAUGUUCAUCAGAAGAACGUGGAGAAGGUUUCAAAAUGGUUGGAGAAAGGCCUGGACCCCAACUUCCAUGACUCUGACACUGGGGAGUGUCCUCUGACUCUCGCCGUCCAGCUGGAGGAGAGCUGUGAUUUGAUUAAAGUCCUCCGCAGUGGAGGAGCUCACCUGGACUUCAGGACCAGAGAUGGCAUCACGGCUCUGCACCGGGCCGUCCUCUGCAGGAACAGCACCUCCCUCACUACGAUGCUGGACCUCGGAGCGUCUCCGGACUACAAAGACAGCAGAGGACUCACGCCGCUCUAUCACUCUGCCAUGGUGGGCGGCGCCCCCUACUGCUGCGAGCUGCUGCUGCAGGACCACGCAACCAUAGGGAUGACAGAUGAGAACGGCUGGCAGGAAAUCCACCAGGCAUGUCGUUUUGGUAACGUGCAGCACUUGGAGCACCUGCUGUUCUACGGGGCGGACAUGAGUUCCCAGAAUGCAUCUGGGAACACGGCCCUGCAUCUCUGUGCUCUGUACAACCAGGACAGCUGUGCCAGAGUGCUGCUGUUCAGAGGAGCAAAUAAAGACAUCAAAAACUACAACAACCAGACUGCCUUUCAGGUGGCGAUCAUCUCUGGGAACUUUGAUCUGGCAGAAAUCAUUAAGAUCCACAAAACGUCUGACGUUGUAGUUCCCUUUAGAGAAACUCCAUCCUACACAAAGCGCCGCCGAACCGGCGUAACCAGGACGACGGCUGGAAACGGUCUGUCUUCUCCACGCUCUCUGAUUCGCUCAGCCAGCGAUAAUGCUCUGGAAAGCCCCGCCUCCUCUCCUGGCCCCUCCCUCCAAAGCCUGGAGACGCAUCACGACACACACACACACUCGCUAAGACGACACACACGUCGCCUCAGCCCGAGCGCUGGAGGCCAUGUGGAGACCAGUCCCCCCUCCUCGCCUCCCCUCACCCCCCAGAUGAGGAAGAGGAGGCUGUACAGCGCCGUACCUGGACGCACCUUCAUCGCUACCCGGUCCCACGUCCCCCAGGGGGUUGGCGAGAUCCAGCUGCACCGCGGAGAGAGGGUCAAAGUCCUGUCGAUCGGGGAAGGAGGAUACUGGGAGGGAACCGUUAAAGGAAGAACGGGAUGGUUUCCUGCAGACUGUGUUGAAGAAGUCCAGAUGAGACAAUACGACCCCCGACUCGAAACGAGGGAGGACCGCACCAAGAGACUGUUCAGACAUUAUACUGUAGGAUCAUACGACAACUACACCUCCUACAGUGACUAUGUGAUCGAGGAGAAGACGGCCGUGCUGCAGAAGAGAGAGAGCGAGGGAUUCGGCUUCGUCCUCAGAGGAGCUAAAGCUGAGACCCCCAUUGAGGAGUUUGCCCCCACACCUGCGUUCCCCGCCCUGCAGUACCUGGAGUCAGUGGACCAGGGGGGCGUGGCCUGGAGGGCGGGGCUCCGGACUGGAGACUUCCUCAUAGAGGUGAACGGUGCUGAUGUGGUGAAGGUGGGUCACCGGCAGGUCGUCUCUCUGAUCCGUCAGGGAGGAAGUCGUCUGCUGAUGAAAGUCGUCUCCGUGUCCAGAAAAUCAGAAACCAACAUGGUCAGAAAGAAAGCCCCGCCCCCUCCAAAACGAGCCCCCAGCACCUCGCUGACACUCCGAUCCAAGUCCAUGACCGCUGACCUGGAGGAGAUAGCCAGGAGGAGACGCAUCGAGAAACUGGACGAGAUGUUGGCCGUGGGUCAGCAGGAGGUCGUUCUGAGGGCGCGCCCGCCGGACGACUUCAGAGCAGCGACGGUAAAACAGAGGCCGACGAGCCGCAGGAUCACACAGGCUGAGAUCAACUCUUUGUUUGAGCGUCAAGGUCUGGUCCCCCCCUCGGCUCCAGAAAAAAGCACCAUGGCUUUACCAAGAGGAAUGUCCAGAACCAAAAGCUUUGGCACACCUGACGACGACAGGAUCACAGCUCUGAUCAACGAGAGUCGGUUUCCAAGGAGCUCCUCGCUGACGGACAGCUUCAUUCCUCCUCCCCCUCAGACAGCUCCGCCCCCUCCUCCCUCUGCCUCCUCCACCUCCACAAUCUUCCUCCUUGACUCUGGCCCUCCCCCUUCCUUCCUUCCCCCUCCUCCUCCUGCUAGAGGGGAGGGCCUAACUCGCUCCAGCUUUAAGCCGGGGACGGAGCCAAGGCUCCAGGAGCUCUCUGAUGCACCGGCGAGGAGCCACGCCCACGCGGAGCGGCAGAGGAAGGCGAGGUCAAUGAUCAUCCUGCAGGAUAUGCCGCCUCAGCUGCAGUCUGAAGCACACAGCUCCACGCACACGCUGCACACUGCCACGCAUACCGCCACGCACACGCUUCACACUGCCACACACACCUCGACCCUGUCCCUCCACAGCACCAGCCCAGCCCUCGGUCACUCUCCACUGUCACGCCGCCGGGGAAGACCAAUAGAAAACCCUUACGCUAAUGUGGGACAGCAGGCUCCACCCUCCAAGCCACAGAGGAGGAAGUCACCUUUGUUGAAGCAGCUUCCAGUCGAGGAGCAGGGACUCGGAAUGAAAGAUCACGAUCCAACAAAGUUAGACAUACCCGGCAGCCCCAGUAGGGCCGAGUUGUACCAGCAGCAGGUUCUGUCAGAGCGUGCUCGGGUUCAGGGCCGCAGGUCAUCUCUCUUCCUGUCUGUGGAGGGUUCUGGUUCCGAAAACCAGGUGCCACCUCUUUUGACUCAGAGCCACUCAAUGGACGACCUCGGAGAGCUUCCCCCACCGGCCCCGGUCCUGUCGCCCUCACCGACACCUCACACCUUCCUCCAUCCGCUGACAGGGAAACCUCUAGACCCUUCAUCUCCGCUCGCCCUGGCUCUUGCUGCAAGAGAACGAGCACUCACUGCUCGUACACCGAGCCCAGAGCCUCGGCUAAAACAUGUUUCUGCCUCCACUACACCUAUCCCCACCCCGGCUGCAAGCCCAGAGGGUAGACACAAGCGCACCCCUAUUCCCACCCCACAGAGCAGCCCUGAGCCAAGAUCCAAACGCACCACCCCUCAGACAAGCCCUGAGCAGCGUUCCAAGCGAGCCACUCCCGUGACAAGUCCUGAGAUGAGGCAUAAACGCAUAACCCCGCCCUUAUUCCCUGACGGACAGGUGGAGCGUCCAGAAACAGAGGGAGGAGUGACAUCACCUGCUGCCCCCUCCCCUGAGCGCUGGAGACCAACCCCCUUGCCAACCCUGGCAAAUGAGACUCACCCUUCUCUGAUUGACAGGAGGCGAAGUCUCACAGUGGGCAGCUCAGAGGAAGAAGGCGGGGCUUACACAGUGACACUCCCCCCAGCGUUGUUGUCGUCCAGUGAUGAAGAGACGAGGGAGGAGCUCCGUAGAAUCGGCCUAGUAGCGCCACCCCCUGCGUUUGCCAGCAUUCCUGCCCCUCCACCCCCCUGCUCACUCACCUUGUUUCAGCGGCGGGGUGGAGAAGGAGGAGGGGAGGGUCCUGACUCCCUGAGUAGACGAGUAGAAGAAGAGGAAGGCAGUGAAGAACGGCUCCUUGAAAGCACCUCCCCCAGCUCGCUUCCCCCCUCUAUUACCUUGGCAUCCCCUCCAGCUCCAUCCUCUCCCACCAGCCCUCCUGCGGCACAACCUUCCCCUUCUUCUCCUGCCACCUCCCCAAUUGCUCUCAAGCCCCGCCUUCGUUCACCUAUAGGUCGAGGGCGCUCUGCACUAAGGGAUCCGCUGCUUAAGCAAUCAUCGGACAGUGAGCUCCUCCCAUUGGCCGCAUCCUUUUCAUCUCCCUCCUCCCCCCUCUGUUCCUCCCCAACCAGCAGACAGCCGCGCUAUCUGUUCCAGAGGAGGUCCAAGUUGUGGGGCGGUGGGGAUGAUCGUGGGGAUGAGCGGCGAGGCCUCAGCCCAGAGGAAGGGGGAGGUCGUCCAGCUGCACUUGGUGGUCAGGGGUCGGGGUCAGCUGUGGAUCUUUCUAACAGGUCGGCAUCAGCUCUGGAGCUGAGCGGCAGGGCGGGGUCAGGAUUGGAUCUUGCUAAUCGACUGCAGUUGCUCAACAAAGACAGUCACUCUCUUGGGGAGGAACCGAGUCCCCUCGAUCCAGGUCGGAGGUCACCAGUAGGAGGUGCCAGAUGUGUGGACAGUGGAGAGAGUAAAUCGUUGUUCUCCAGUCUUGGUGAACUCCACACUAUCUCCCAGCGAGGAUACGGGGCCAGCUACACGGUCCGACCAGGAAGCCGAUACCCUGUCACUCGCCGGAGUCCCUCCCCUUCUCCCUCCCCAUCCGAUAGGCCAUUGGGGCACACUUCCUCCGGUUCUGAAAGGCCUGACCUGAGCUCGGGUAGAGCUUUAACCAUCUUGAAGUCGUCCAGUCUAAGUCUCCCCUCAGAACCGAAGGAAGUUCGUUUUGUGAUGCGAAGUGCCAGUGCAAGAACCAGGUCCCGUUCACCCUCGCCUUCACCCCACGCCUCUCCUUGCCCCUCCCCAGUCCUCAGCGGGCCCCUGUUGGCCCUUCGGCCAUGGAGGCAGCGGCCCCUCAACUUGUGGAAUAAAUAUGAUGUGGGUGAUUGGCUCGAGAGUGUUGGCCUAGCUGAACACCGCCAGCGCUUCCAGGAGCACGAGAUCGAAGGCUCCCAUCUUCCCGCCCUCACCAAAGACGACUACGUGGAGCUUGGCGUCACCAGACUGGGACAUCGGAUCAACAUCGAGAGGGCACUCAGACAGCUUAUGGAUGGUUCCACUUGACCCCUCACCUCUGGACAUCCUGAACUGUGACGUCUUAACACUAGGCCAUCUCUUUGACUAGGAUAUCUUAGCAGUGACUCAAUCUUUAGACCUUUUUACCAACACGGAGCCAAGCUCUCUGAGUGACAUUUUGUCUUAUCAGCUCUUUGAUCAAACAAAACCAACUUGUAGCACCAAGGUCUGAGUCCAGUUUUAAGUUCUGGAUUUGAUUUAGACCUCCGAAAUAUAGUUUAGCCUCUGUUUAAGUCAACUCUAAUAGGCAAUUUAGCGUUAUCUUGGUUGCUGAUUACAGAACACUGGCUGGCUCAUAGCAAUGUCAUUUUGGCUGAUUUUUACUUUGUCUUGGAUCGCCAAUGAUCCAACAGUGUUUUCUUUGUGGUUAAAAGCCUUUUAGUAUGAAGGACUUUAAUUUAAAACAAACGAAUGUCCAUCAAAGACUGCACUGCACUUGUUGCCCACCAUGUUUUGCACCAACAUUUUAUAGAGCCCCCAAAAUACAAAACCUAGGGUUAAUUUACUGUAGGGAUCAAAGGGAUCAAUGGUAGAAAAGUCAAAUCUGUGCAUCUCUGAAUUCACGUUAGCUUGGUUCGUACAAGUCGGAGGAACUCCAGAUGGCUUCGUUAUCCCCAAAUUUGCACACUAAUGGCAAAAUGGUUUAAAAGUGAUUGAUGCUGGCAAUUGCAUCAUGAUUAAAAUCCACUAUUGACUGUGAUUUUACGAUCACUGCUCUAAUACUCAGUGACUUCAACUAUCGAGUCCCAUUUGAAAAGUGAAGAAAGUUUCUGGCAACGGAGUAAUGGACUAUUUGAGCCUUACUCUCUGACUCUCUAAUGGAUAACACAUUAAAAUGUUAACAGCUGCUAAGGUUAGCAAGCUAGCAAUAUACCAUUCUCUGUGUAGGCUGGCCUGGAUCAUUGGAACAUGUAAUGAUUGUCAGAGUCUUAUUUUAAUGUUACAGAUAAUGUGAAAGCAAGUUUAUAACGAGCUAGCUUAGAACACCAACACAGUGCUCUACUUAACGUUCCCGUGCAGCAUGCUAUGCUAACUUCAGCUGGACUGCACUUCUAAUCUAAAGAGGUGACAGGAUAUUGAUCAAAGAGCUGAUCUGACAAACAAAUAUAAUCACACGGGUUCUUCUCAUCGUGCCAUUCUGCUUCCCCAGACAAGUUUACCGGGUCUUUAACUAGCGAAGCUGAAUGAUUAGCGAGCUAAUUAACAACAGGACAUAAGCUGAGGGUGUUUCUCCGUCCUCGUAAAGAAAAAAUGUUCUUGUGACUAAGCAUUUUUUUUCUCCAAAUAUGGCUCAUGAAGAUUUUGUGUUUAUUUCUUAAUACGGAUCAUUUAGAAUUUAUGAAUAACAAGUAAUAAUAAUGUGGUGGUGAUGACUUACAGAGUUUCUAAUAGUUUGGAUAAUGAUUUUGAGUUCCUUAUGAUUUGACAAUGAGUUGAAUUUCAAAGGUUGUUUCAGUGAUGUUUUGGAAUUCAUAAUGAUUUGUCAAUGAGUGUGACUUUGUGCUGAUGUGCUGUGUGUUUCAGGGAGAGCUGCAGAAGAGCUCCAACUGUAAACCUCUCUGGUUUCUAACCUGCUUAUCGAGGGCUUACUGUACAUGGUGCUAUCUGUUUAAAGCCAUCUGUACAGAGAAUACCUUCCUCCUUCCCCUCCUAUUCCUUCAUCACACUAACUCCUGACUCUCUUAGGUUAACCUCCAAAACGUUUAAAUCUACAGUGUUUUUUUUCUAAAUUAUUGACUCCAGUUUGGCUCGACCGUUAAUAUCUUGCAUUAAUUGUAACUCAACAGGAACAGGCCAUAUAUGGAGUUUCCUCCUUGCCAUAUUGGGGAUUUCUUCCCUGCCAUACGUGGAGUUUCCUCCAGACCCAAACCAGAUUAUGCCAGAGGCCAUAUAUCAAGUUUUUAAAAAUGGCAGUACAUGGCGUGUCCAAUGAACUGUUUCAAAUGUUCAUUAGUUUAACAAAUGUGUUAAACAGGGAAAAAGCUUGUCACACAAGCUUUUUUGUCAAAAAUGUAUCCAUACUUACAAAGCCUCGUUGCAAGCCAACACGUACGUAUAUAUUGUAACUAUACUCGAUUUUGGCAAAGUAGAAUCAUGGAACACCAAUAACAGACCAGUUAGCAAUAACACACCAAUCCUAAUGAAUCAAAAUAAAUAAAAAACAGACCUUGAAAAAAACAUUUAAUCGGAGGCUGUAUGCUAGCUGAAUUGCUAGCCUGCUAGCCAUGCUAGUCGACGCACUUUAGGCUAAUGGUGCGCUCCAUUAACCUCGGAAGUCGGAGUUGAGAAUGAGGUCACACCCGAGUUGACCACGUUCCAGUUACGAGUUGGUAAGAAGUCAGAAAAGCAACAUGGACGCCUCCAGGUGUACCUUUGUUGUGCUUAUACCAGCGAAAAUAACAAACUACGUGAUAGGUUAGGCGCACUUUACUUGAGCAGCCAUGUUGGAUUUUAAGCUCGGGUUGCUGAGUUUGGACUUCAGGGCGAGAUCCUGACGACAUAUCCGACUGGCAUCUUGAAAUUUCCGACUUCUGAGAUUAAAUGAAACGCUAAUUAAACCCUGCCAAGCUACACUACCUUCAAGCUAACUUUUACAUUAAUAUAGGCAGUAACUCACCAGAUCUGGUCUGACUACACCGAUAACACAAGUGGUGGAUACAACUCUCUUUUUGUUUUUUUUAUCUGAGACAGAUGAGAAGAUGUACAGACACAGAUCCAGGGUGUGUUUAGCCUAGCUUAGCUUAGCACAAAGACUCCUAGCCUAGCCUUAUUCUCAAAAGUGAAAGAAUACACCUUCCAACAGCAGUGCAGUAACACUAACCUGUAAUAUCAUGUUAGCUAAGAAGCUAUUUUAAGAGAGGAGUCAGGUGAGGGUAAUGCUAACUGCUGCUAACGCUAACUGCUGCUAGAAUCAUAAAGUGUUGAUUUUAUUUUGUUGGAUUUCAAUAGUUACAAAAGGGAGAACCAACGUGAACAUGAGGACUCCCUGAAUUCACUCAAAGGUGUAUUUCUUUCACUUUUUAAAUUUCAAACAUGUUUGAAGAAUUUUUAAAAACUUUCAACACUUUUUUAAAACCUGACAGUAAUUUUUACUUGACACGACUACAUUACCUUUCUGACAUGUUCGUCCUUCCUUCUGAUUCCCUUUGAAGCACAAUCAACGAUACAGUGCCUGUUUCCACAUCAACAAAUCCCCUGCAUCCAGAGUUUUUUACGCCACGUUCCUGAAAACAAGCCGAGCCACAAUCCUGAAUCCCAAAGUUGUACAAGUUUACGAUGCCCUUUCAUGCUUAAAAGUUCAAGAAUGUAAAGUCUAUGUACAGCACAUUACAGUAGACUUUAUAGUCUGUAUAAUAUAUAUUAUGGUAGAUUCAUGUAGCUAUAGUGUAUUAUAUAAAGUAUGGUAAACAAUAAAAUGUAUACAGUAAUAUUUUGCUAGACUGUAGUCUAUAAAUCUUUAUCUAUAUAGGUGAUAUUCAGCCUUUGUAAACAGCUACACAUCUUGUCUGGCCACACACACAGACAUAAGAUAAAACAGUUCCAAGGAAAUGCAAUUUAACUGUAAAUCUGUCUCGAUGGUGAGAGGAGAUGGUUCACAUCGAUCAGAUGGUGCUGAUUCUCGUGUAAGGAUGAGGACACAACGAGAUGACACAUUUAGAGACUUAUGUGACUUUCAGACCAAAACAAUCACUCCCUCUGGACACACCUCCUUCAUUCCUCAGCCCCCCCCCCCUCCUGUUUCACCACCGAGUGUCUGUGAGACGGAGAGCAGCAGACAAAUGAUCAACAUCUGAAUACUUUCUGCGAUCAAUUUCAAGUAACGAUAUAAAACUUAAAGACGCAUCUGUUUGUCUUUUUAGAACAAAGAUGGUUUGGAAAAAACGUGUAUGAAGCAUGCCGAGCCUCUGAGCAAAACAAAAACAAGCUAACGGAAACGCCGUCCUGUCGGUGUGAACACAGAGCUCAGAACAACAAACGCAGAGGGAGUUUGACUUCACUCUCUUCUAAACACAAACUCUGUUUGAAUGUCUCACCUUCAAAUACCCGACUAAAAGCUUCAUGAAAAUGUGUUAAUGUCAGAUUGUUGGUCUGUAAAAGUUACGAUUGUUUUUAAAGUUCAACAGAAAGUUUUUCACGCUUUGCUAAAAACGUGAUUCUCUUAAAGCAGCUUGAACCUUUUAGGGCUGACGAGGGACUACGACCACGAGCACAUUUCUACCAUUUGAACACAGAAAGAGGAAGUGGUGUGUGAGGAGGAAGUGCCUGUGUAGCUGUUUACACUGAGUGAAUAUGACAUCAUCAUCUGUAUGUAGUAUAUAUUAUAAAGGACUAUAGUCUACUGUACAGAGUCGUCCACAGAGAGACACCCGGGACGUCCGUCUCUCUGAAAUGUCAAAAUGAAAGCGACGAGAUGAAGAGGUCAAUCCACCUCUCAGCCUCCGACCUCAGGUCCCCCGCGGGGAAUCCCUUUCAUACAGACACAAGGUCAUUCAUUUGUUGGAUUUCUCAGCCAAUCAGAAAAAAAACAGCGACCUACUGCUAAAAUCGCCUGGAGGAUACCUUCCCCGUUUAAAAAAAACCCUGCCUACGUGUGAACCAGGACAAACAAGAGGUCGCGAUUAGCCUCGAAUCCGGCCAAAAAGUAUCUAAAGUUUUGGAAACCUUAAUAUGUGUGGUUGCUGAUUUGUGUUGAAUAUAACUUAUAUGUAUUAUUUUACGAUAUUUUAUUGUAUUUUUUCACUACUUUUCCUGGAGGAAAUCCCUCGAGUGCUUCUUCGACUGUUCGCUAAUCUGAAACACAAGUCAGCGGUGUUAGCUGUGUGCUAACAGAGGCUAACAUGGCAACAAGAGAGAUGAUGGACUAAAGAGCCAAAAUGGCUGCCACUGCAUACCCGAUUAAAUUGUCGUGACUAACAUGCCUUCACCAUGGUAACGCCUCAGCUUCCUGCUGAUUGGCUGAGAAUCCUGUCUUUCUAACCUGCGUGUGUAAGCUUCCUCCUCCUGAUAUUCACCUGGUUAUAAUGGUUUUAUGGUUCCCCUCUUCCUCUUCCUCCUCCUCCUCUUCCUCUUCCUCCUCCUCUUCCUCCUCCUCCUCUUCCUCCUCUUCCUCCUCUCCCUCUUCCUCCUCUCCCUCUUCCUCUUCCUCCUGCUUCUCCUCCUCUUCCUCCUCCUCCUCCUCUUCCUCCCCCUCCUCCUCUUCCUCACUAGCUUCCUCUUUUUACAGGAUGUUUGUAGUUUCUUCUGGAGUGAGUGGUGUGUGUGUACUUGUAGUUUUUUUUUCUUCCCUUUUCUAAAGACUGAAGAGCACACAAUGACAACCGAUGAGCUCUGCGACGCAACAAACAGAUUGUAAUCUUUAUAAUAAACCGUCAUUUAUUACAAAGAA